CGUCCACAUUGUUUAAGCUGUGGCUGACUUCUUCAGCCUGUCAUACAUACCUGGACCCCCCCCCCGUCUCAGACAAUGGGCGUCACCAAUGCGCCGCCGGUGGCACUGACAUGGUCGGCAUAUUCGGCCUCAAGAGCCCGGACGGACUUGCGAAGCAGGGGCUUGUUGCUCGCCAUGGCCUGGCUCAUCGUGUACGGCCAUGAUAUGGUAUAAAGGACCUACGUCGUCCGGUUCGAUGACGGCGCCCGACAUAGAUAGCUACAGCAGAUCGGAUACCCAGGUACGAAUACAGUAGGAAUAACCAGACACGCUGUGCACGGUGCCAUUGCAGGAGCAAAAUCAUGCCUCUUUCGCCGCAACACCAUGCACCACAGGCGCUUCCGGAACACGAAAAGACGGACGCGGACGCCUGCUCCUCCUCCUCCUCACCCCCCUCUUCCGCCGCCGCCGCCGUCGCCGCCAAAGUCAUCAGUCCGUCCGCAGAUGACAACGGCCCUCCGGAUGCGACCAGCUUCCCGGACGGCGGGGCUCGCGCCUGGCUCGUCGCCGCCGGGGCCGCGGGCGCCUUCUUCUGCACCCUGGGCUACACCAACGCCUUCGGCAUCUUCCAGGCCUACUACGCUUUUGAGCUGCUGCCGCACGAGGGCGCCGAUCGCAUCGCCUGGAUCGGCUCCGUCCAAGCCUUUCUCAUGUUCGCCACGGGUGCCAUGGGCGGGCCGCUGUUUGACCGUUACGGAGCUUGGGUCAUCCGUCCCGCCGCUGUCCUGUACGUCUUCGCCAUCAUGAUGACGAGCCUCUGCACGCGCUACUGGCAGUUCAUGCUCGCCCAGGGUGUCCUCACCGGGCUUGCCAACGGCCUCGUCAUGUUCCCCGCGCUCGCCGCCGUGCCCCAGUGGUUUGACAAGCGUCGCGGCGCCGCCAUGGGCAUCGCCGUGGCGGGCUCCUCCAUCGGUGCCAUCGUCUUCCCCAUCAUGCUGUCUAACCUGCUCACCCGCACCGGCCUCGGGUUCGGCUGGUCCGUCCGCGUCGUCGGCUUCGUCAUGCUGCCCGCCCUGGCCUUGUCCUCCCUCGCGGUCCGCUCGCGUCUGCCUCCCCGUCGCACCCGCUUCUUCCUCUGGUACGCUUUCCGCGAUCCAAUGUACGAUCUGCUCGUCGCCGCCUUCUUCUUCGCCAUGAUCGGCAUGUUCGUCCCCCUCUUCCUCAUCCCCACGUACGCAAUCACGCGCGGCAUGGGCGAGACCCUGGCUAGCUACCUCGUGGCCAUCAUCAAUGGCGCGUCCGUCUUUGGGCGCGUUAUACCGGGCGUCGUGGGGGACAAAUUCGGCCGCAUAAACAUUCUGACGGCGGCUGCCGCCACCACGGCCGUUUUAAUCUUUUGCUGGCCCCAUGCCCAAUCUAAUGCGGCCAUCAUCGUCUUCUCUGCCCUCUUUGGCUUCUUCUCCGGCGCAAUCAUAUCAGGCGGCUCCGUCGCCGUAACUUUGUGCGUCGACCGCCCCGAGAAUAUCGGCACUUACAUGGGCGUCGGCAUGGCCCUCGCCUCCUUUUCCGCUCUCGUGGGGCCUCCGGUUAGCGGAAGCCUGGUUGAGAGAUACCAUGGCUUUCAUGAGCUCUCCUAUUUCAGCGGCGCAAUGACCUUCUUUGGCGCGCUGCUAGCUGUUCUUGCUAAGCUGAAGUCGCCUGUUGGCCUGCUUGGAAAGACAUAAAAAGAGAACACCCGAUCACGGGCGUGAUGCGUCACAUGCUCGGAGAAAGCAAGGACCGGCUCUCCCCACCUCUCAGGCGGUGGCCAGCACGUCCAAGUAGUGCACCGUGAAGCGGGUGCGUCACCUACAGAUUUAGAACAUAUCAAAAGUCUC
Purpureocillium takamizusanense is the source of this 1856-nucleotide messenger RNA. RefSeq lists its product as uncharacterized. Gene Ontology annotation, biological process: transmembrane transport. The record is from RefSeq and is a predicted model, not a curated record. Gene Ontology annotation, molecular function: transmembrane transporter activity. Gene Ontology annotation, cellular component: fungal-type vacuole membrane. Bases 342 to 1703 code for a protein of 453 amino acids. NCBI's taxonomy places the organism in Eukaryota, Fungi, Ascomycota, Sordariomycetes, Hypocreales, Ophiocordycipitaceae. The transcript is spliced from 2 exons.